AAUUGUUCAAUCAACUAAAUAUCAACCACUUGUUAAGCCUUGCAACAUGGCGCAGUCGCCCAAAAUGAGAGUCAGUCCCAUGGACAAUGUCAUGCCUCGGAUCUAUGCCAAUUUCAUCCUCGCUCUCCGGCUCAAGCCUGGCCCGUCCUCCGCCGUUCACCACAUCCUUGAAGAAAGUCUGCGCCGCACUUGCGACGAGCUGCCCAUUCUGCGUCGAAAGGUGUUUAUCGCCCAUCCUGACGGCCACUCGAGAGCUACCGGACUACUGGAGGCGAAAGAAAGCCCCGAAUGGAUACCUAAAGUCGUCUUCAAUGACUUGUCUAGCACAUGGCCAGACUACGGUGAGCUCGUAGAUUCGGGCUUCGAGCAGGAUGCUUUAGAUGGGCAGGCCCUCUUUCCCCGGGGCAUCUAUGAGCAAGACCUUCAUAAUAACGGUGCCUGUGCCUUGCUGGCACAGGCAAACUUUGUGGAAGGCGGCCUACUUCUUGCCUUUGGCAUAUUUCACCCGAUUGUGGACGGCCAUAGUGGUACGCUGCUUGUGAAGCUCUGGGCCAAGCACGCGAAGGCUCUUCAACAAAAUGUAGGGCCGGUCCUUGAUUUCCACCCAGAUUCUGCCGACUAUGGGCUUCUAGACAAGAUCUGGAAAGCCGAGAAUAUCGAACAGCCAUCAGAAACAACGCUGAAAACUGCAUCACCGGAAACAUGGAGACUUCUCGGAUUGAUUGCACCAUCGGAGGAGAGUGAAGAAGUUGACCUGACAGCCCCUCCACCAAGAAUGCGAACCACUAUCUUUUAUGUACCAGCUACGGACUUCAAGGCAUUGCGUGCGGAGGCUAAUGUUGGCAUCCAGGGCGCGCCUAAUACAGCGAAUGACGCGCUUAUGGCCAAACUCUGGAGGUGCAUCAUGAAGGCACGCUUGAUAGCAGCAGGUCCGUCCUCAGCUGAGUAUUCACCUGACAAGACAAGUCUGCUGGAUCUCACACUUGAUGGCCGCGCCCGAUUCUCGCAGAGUCUACCCUCAAGUUACAUGGGAACACUUGUCUUCAUCACAACGACUAGAAUGACAAUGGGGAAGCUCACUAGCGCUGAAACGUCGCUUGCGGAGAUAGCAACAGCUAUACGUCUAUCAGUAGACGCCGUUACUUCGAAACGGAUGCAAGAGGCGUUUGGGCUGGCACGUGCCCUACCAGACUACGGUGACAGUCUAAAAUUUCCGUUUGCGACGUUUGCCGGAGCCGAGGCAUGUUUCACCAGCUGGGUCGGGCUGAGCGCCUUUGACAUAAGCUUCGGCGACGUGUUAUUUGCUAACGGGGGGUGCGCUGACUACCUUCGACCACCACGAAGAGAGUUUGACGCAUUCUGCCGCCGCGUUGUGAUAUUGCCCAUGCAGAAAUCCGGAGGCUUUGAAAUAUUAGUUACGCUGAAAGAGGAGGAGAUGGGUUUACUUGAGAAAGACCUCGAGUUUGUGCGGUAUGCCAAGGUAGUCUGUCAUUAAGAUCUCUAUAAUAUGGAUUCGUGUUUGGAC
Xylaria bambusicola is the source of this 1525-nucleotide messenger RNA. RefSeq names its product transferase family-domain-containing protein. NCBI's taxonomy places the organism in Eukaryota, Fungi, Ascomycota, Sordariomycetes, Xylariales, Xylariaceae. Gene Ontology annotation, molecular function: acyltransferase activity, transferring groups other than amino-acyl groups. The transcript has a single exon. Bases 47 to 1495 code for a protein of 482 amino acids. The record is from RefSeq and is a predicted model, not a curated record.